AUGGAUGUCGUCGCAUUGCGAACCGGCAUCCAAGCCUCUCUGGAUGCCAACGCCGACACCCGGCGACAGGCUGAAAUCGACCUGAAGACGGCUGAAGAGACUGCGGGCUUCCUCGAUGCCCUGCUGAAUAUCCUCGAGACCGAGCAAGACAAUGGCGUCCGACAAUCCACUGCCAUCUACUUUAAAAAUCACGUCAGCAAGGCCUGGCUCGCCAGCGGCGAAGCCCCUCCAUCCACCGGCGGCACAUUUAUCGAGGAGUCCGAAAAGGCGGCUGUCAGAGCGCGCCUGGUCCCCAUCCUCGCCCGAUCACAACCCAAUGUUCGCCCACAGCUCAUCGUUGCCUUGCAGAAGAUCCUUCACUGCGACUUCCCCAAGCAAUGGCCCGAGUUUGUCGACACCACAAUUGCCCUCCUCGGUGCUCAGGAUGUCGCAUCUGUCUUCGCCGGUCUGCAGUGUCUGCUGGCCAUCUGCCGUACCUACCGAUUCAAGCUCGGCGACAAUCGCGGCGAUUUCGACAAGAUCGUGGAAGCCAUCUUCCCUCAGCUUCUGAACAUUGGAAACGGGUUGAUCAAUGAGACGAGCUUGGAAGCAGGCGAGAUGUUACGGACAGUGCUCAAGGCAUACAAACACGCCAUAUACUUUGAGCUGCCGCGAUCGCUGCGGUCACACCAGGCCAUGGUGGACUGGUGUACGCUUUUCCUCGGCGUUGUCGCGAAGGAGCCGCCGGCCGAGGCCAUGCUUGAGGAUCUUGACGAGCGGGAGUUGAACCACUGGUGGAAGUGUAAGAAAUGGGCGUACGUCAAUUUGAACAGGCUCUUCGUCCGUUAUGGCAAUCCUGCGAGCCUGCAGAAGGGCAACGGCGAUGACUACACCGCGGUGGCGAAGGACUUCAUCACAACAUUUGCCCCCGAGAUUUUGAAGGGAUACCUCACUCAGAUUGAUGGCUGGGUCUCGAAGCGCAUCUGGCUGAGCAAGCCUUGCCUGUCAUAUACUUUGGCUUUCUUGGACGAGUGCAUCAAGCCCAAGGCUAUGUGGGACCACCUCCAACCGCAUUUGCCGGUGCUCAUCAAGCAUUUCAUCUUCCCGGUCCUUUGCCAGACCGAUGAAGACCUCGAGCAGUUCAAAAAUGAGCCAGCCGACUACCUCCACCGCAAGCUCAAUUUCUACGAAGAGGUCUCCGCGCCUGAUGUCGCGGCAACGACCUUCCUGGUCACUCUGACCAAGUCCCGGAGAAAGCAGACCUUUGACGUUCUGGCGUUCGUGCAGGAGAUUGUGAACCGCUAUGAGGCGGCUCCUGACGACCAGAAGAAUGCGCAAGAGAAGGAAGGAGCCCUGCGGAUGAUCGGUACGCUCGCCGCUGUAAUCCUCGGCAAGAAGAGCCCAAUUGCGGACCAAGUCGAAUACUUCCUCUUCCGAUAUGUCUUCCCGGAAUUCCGCAGCCCUCACGGCUUCCUCCGGGCCCGCGCUUGCGACACGCUCGAGAAGUUUGAGGCCCUCGACUUCAAGGACGAGAACAACCUGGCGACGGUCUACCGAUAUAUCCUCGAAUGUAUUGCCGACCCCGACCUGCCGGUCCGUGUCGGAGCCGCGCUUGCUCUCCAACCCCUUAUCCGACACGAGCCCAUCCGUGCGAUGAUGCAGCAAAAUAUCCCACAGAUCAUGCAGCAACUCCUCAAACUAGCCAACGAAGUCGAUGUGGAUGCCUUGGCGAACGUGAUGGAAGACUUUGUCGAGGUGUUCGCAACCGAAUUGACGCCUUUCGCUGUCGCCCUUUCCGAACAGUUGCGCGACACCUACGUUAGGAUUGUACGUGAGCUCAUCGAGCGACAGAGCACCAAGGACGGCGAAGAUAGCUAUGGCGACUUCUUGGAUGACAAGAGCAUUACCGCCUUGGGUGUCCUUCAGACCAUCGGUACCCUGAUCCUCACCUUGGAAAGCACGCCGGACGUGCUGGCACACCUGGAGACUAUUCUCAUGCCUGUCAUCACCAUCACCCUCGAGCACAAACUUUACGACUUGUACAACGAGGUCUUUGAGAUCAUCGACAGCUGCACUUUUGCGGCUAAGAUUAUUUCGCCUACCAUGUGGCAGGCCUUUGAGCUCAUCCAUCGGACAUUCAAAUCCGGCGCGGAGCUCUACCUGGAGGAUAUGCUACCGGCCCUGGAGAACUUUGUGAACUACGGCACCCCGACUCUCCUGGAGAACCGCGCCUACCUUGAUGCCAUUGUUGACAUGAUUCAAUCGAUCUUCAAGGAUGAGAAGGUCGGCGGCGUGGACAGGAUCUGCGGCUGCAAACUCGCCGAGAUCUUGAUGCUGAACCUUCGCGGUGGCAUCGACAACUACGUUCCGGGAUUCGUGGCACUGGCCAUGACCGUAUUGGCCAACAACGAUGUGCAGGUCAAGUCAUAUCGGAUCCAUCUCAUGGAGAUGGUCAUCAACUCGAUCUACUACAACCCACGCCUGGCUCUCACCGCGCUCGAAACCAACGGCUGGACCAACAAAUUCUUCAGCCUGUGGUUUGGUAGCAUGGACAACUUCACUCGUGUGCAUGACAAGAAGCUCUCCAUCGGAGCCAUCACCGCAUUGCUCUCGCUGCGGGCCGAGGAAGUCCCUCAGAGCAUCCAGCCCGGUUGGCCACGCUUGCUGCAGGGCAUCGUGCGGCUGUUCCAGACCCUUCCCGCUGCCAUCAAGAACCGCGAGGAAGCGCAACGGGACGACGACUUUGGUCUCGGCGGCGAUUACGACGACGAGGAGGAGGAGGAGGUCGACGCAUGGGAGAACGAAGACGGCGCGGACAAUGGAGCCGAUGAGACGGGCGACGUCAAAGACGAGAGCACCGCAUACCUCGCAUUCUUGAACGAGCAGGCCAGCAAAUUCAACACGGUCUCUGGGGACAGUGAGCCGGAUGAUGUGCUCGAGGAGGAGAGCUUGCUCGAGACUCCUCUGGACAAGAUGGAGCCUUAUGGGCUGUUCAAGCAAACCCUUGCCGAUAUGUCCCAGCAGCAACCGCAAUUCUAUAACCAGCUGACAACCCUCCUCGGCCCCGAGGAGCAGCAAGUCAUCAAGCAAGUGUUCGAAAAGGCCGACCAGGUCCAACUCGAGGCGCAAAAAGCCGCGGGCGAAGCCGAUGGCGCUGCUAUUGCCAAUGGCUCGAGCUGA
Molecule: messenger RNA, 3159 nt
Organism: Dissoconium aciculare CBS 342.82
Lineage: Eukaryota; Fungi; Ascomycota; Dothideomycetes; Mycosphaerellales; Dissoconiaceae
Product: ARM repeat-containing protein
Exons: 4
Coding region: 1-3159 (1052 amino acids)
Biological process (GO): protein import into nucleus
Cellular component (GO): cytosol; nuclear envelope
Molecular function (GO): small GTPase binding
Source: RefSeq, a predicted model, not a curated record